This is a messenger RNA of Paramecium tetraurelia, 1338 nucleotides long. RefSeq lists its product as uncharacterized. NCBI's taxonomy places the organism in Eukaryota, Ciliophora, Oligohymenophorea, Peniculida, Parameciidae. The transcript has 4 exons. The record is from RefSeq and is a predicted model, not a curated record.
AUGCAAUAACGAAAUGAUUUAUUAAUUGAGCAAUAAGUUUAACAAAAUAUGAAUAUCAAUCCGACGAUUGCAUCUAUCAGUAUACCAGAUGAUAAACCACUAAGUCCAAUCAGUGUUGUUAAACCGUAACAAAACAUCCAUAUUUAUAAUAAGGAUUAUGAAGGUAAGAUUCUAAUGCUGAAAAGACUAGCUAAUUAUCAGGAAUAAGACUAUCCAAAUGGAACUUUUUAUGGUUAAAUGAUGAAUGGCAAAAAACAUGGGCAGGGUCUAAUGCUAUUGCAGGGUAGAGUAUGUGAGGGAAUUUGGUAGAAUGACCGAAAACAUGGAUAUUGCAAAGAGAUCUUCGAUACAGGGGAGACAUUUGAAGGCGAAUAUUAAAAUGGAAAACCGUAGGGGAAAGGAGUCUAUAUUCGUAAUAAUGAAAGUUAUGACGGACAAUGGGUGAAUGGAUUUAAACAUGGACAUGGAAUUUGGAAGAUGGGAAAUGACUUUUAUGAAGGAGAAUGGAAAUUUGGAAAAAUCGAUGGAUAUGGAGUCUACAUUUAGAAUAAUAAUAAGUAUACAGGUAGUUUUAGGAACAAUUUGAAGCAUGGACAUGGGAUAGAGAACUUUUCCAAUGGGGAUGUGUAUAAUGGACAAUUUUGUAAUGGGAAACCAGAAGGUUAAGGCACUUAUAUAUGGAACAAUGGGGCAGAAUAUAGAGGUAUGUUUAAAAACGGAGUAAGACAUGGAAAGGGAGUGUGGAGUAAAUGGGAUCCUUUGAAGGAGGGUCAUUAUCGAUAUGAGGGGAUGUUUGAGAAUGAUAAAAAGCAUGGACAAGGAGUGUUUACAUGGCCAUCAGGAAAUUACUAUGUUGGUGCUUUUGUGAAUGAUUACAGACAUGGUUAUGGUGAUAUGUUUUGGAAGGAUUAGUAUUAUAAGGGUUAUUGGGAAAGGGGUAUGUAACAUGGAGAUGGAGAAUUGUGUAAGAAUGGAGUGAUAAAGAAGGGUCGAUUUGAAAAUAAUGUAUUAACAAAUCAUAGAAGUAAUAGUAUGUGGGAAUCAGGGGAAAGUAAUUUUAAAUUAGCAGCUAAUUUAAAUCAAACCUUUUCUCAUGGCAUGUCUGGUUUAUCUUAAAGAAAUAGAUAUAUGCCAGCAAUUGGACGGAAACCCAAAUUAAUUAUGAGGAAAGGGGAUAAAACAAUAAUCUUGGAUAAUUUAAUUAUUAACGAUAUUCCAAUAGAGAAUGACCCUGAUUUCUUAACUAUAUGUCCUGAGCCAGUCUAGCAGAAAAAGUUUAAGCCAAAAAUGAAUUGUAGCCAGAUCCUGAAACAACAUUUUAGUACUUUGAGAAAAUGA